Rhipicephalus sanguineus (brown dog tick) is the source of this 964-nucleotide messenger RNA. Its product is annotated as nose resistant to fluoxetine protein 6-like. NCBI's taxonomy places the organism in Eukaryota, Metazoa, Arthropoda, Arachnida, Ixodida, Ixodidae. Bases 38 to 964 code for a protein of 308 amino acids. The record is from RefSeq and is a predicted model, not a curated record. The transcript is spliced from 7 exons.
GACGACUCCCGACGAGUUCGACGCCUACUACAUCGGGAUGCGGAAGAUGAUCGGCGAGGCCAUUGCCAAGGCCCCGCCCACUUUCAUCCGCAAAUUGCAGACGGCCGACGUGUCUGUUGAUUGCUCGCUGGGAUUGCUCAAGCUGGUGCGCGGUUUUCGGAACUUGGAACCCUGGGCUCUGAAACUGUUCGACGCAUCCGGGAAGUAUCCUACAGGCAUGUUCCAAGGGUCUCGUGCCGAUAUGGGUGCCUUCGACGAGUGCUUAGAGACCGCUGUGCUCGACGGUUCUGGCCGCGUGACUUCGCGAGGCCAGUACUGUAAUUUGAUGUUCUACAUAAAGAAUGCCACAGCAUGGCAGAAGAAGAUGGAACCCGUCUUACAAGUCAUGCAUCCGAGUAUGUACCAGUUCAAAAAUUACUUCUUUCUUGAAGAGCUCCCUAUCGUUCGCCUGGGCAUCUGCGUUUUGGACGACUGCAGUCAACGUGAUCUACAAGCUAUUGUAGACGCAGUGAAGCCUUCAAUUGUGGACAUCGAGGUAUCCACUUGCACCACAAUAGAGCCUGAGCCAUGGAAUGCAACACAAAAGUCCAUUGUGAUACUUUUAGGAUUUCUAGUCAUCAUCGUUGUUGGCAGCACAACAAUCGACCUCUUCAUGCAGUCUACGCGGAAGCUUGCUGGAAAGCACAGUGCGCUCAUCGCUGUUGUUACCGCGUUCUCGGCAGCGGCUAACACGCGAGCGCUGCUCAAGGUUGCCGACAGGGCUGAUGCCGACCACUACCAGCUGCAGUUCCUGCACGGCCUGCGAUUCUUCAGCCUCGCCUACAUCGUCAUGGGCCACUCCUACCAGACCAUGUCGGACACGUGGUCUCGCUUGCAAAACUUGCUGUCUGGCGUGAGCCACUGGCCCAACAUGAUGAUAGCGGCUGGAUUUGGCAGUGUUGAUACGUUCUUUUUCCUUAGGUGA